UGACAUCAGACUCUCCGCAGAGACAGCUGAGCUCAGUCUUCCGCUGUUUCUCCAAACUGCUCCUGGAUACAUGUUGACGCACAUAUAGCUAGAUUACAUUUUAAAUUAAACAACAAAGACAGGCGACAUGUUGCACAGGGGAAAAACACCGCUGUUGUGGCUUUUCAUGCAGGCUGUGCUCGUCGUGGUGCAAUGUUUCACCGACAUGGACACCGGGCCUGGCGCAGGAGUAUCCACGCAGACCAACGGAGAUCGCUUUAAAAUCGAGGGGAGAGCGAUUGUCCCGGGGAUUAAAACACAAGACUGGGUCUCCUCUGCUCGGGUUUUAGUGGAAGGUGAAGAAUACGUGGGAUUUAUGAGAACUGAUGGGAGUUUUGCUGUUAACGACGUCCCUUCAGGAUCUUACGUUGUGGAAAUCGUGACCCCGAAUUACAGAUUCGAGCCAGUACGUGUUGAUAUCACAUCCAAGGGUAAAAUGAGGGCACGUCUUGUGAACCACAUCAAGACUUCAGAAGUAAUCCGCCAGCCAUAUCCUCUCCAAGUCAGAGCUAGUGGCCCUCACAGCUACUUCAUGAAGAGGGAAACCUGGGGCUGGACAGACUUCCUUAUGAAUCCAAUGGUUAUGAUGAUGGUUCUGCCCCUGCUGAUUAUUGUCCUGCUGCCCAAGGUGGUCAACACCAAUGAUCCAGAGAUGAGAAAGGAAAUGGAGCAGUCCAUGAACAUGCUGAACCCCAACCCAGAGCUUCCCGACGUCUCCGAGCUCAUGACCAAACUAUUCUCUGGCUCCAAGGGCUCCAGCAAGGCAAGCAGCAGCAGCAGCAAGGGCACCAGGCCGGCUGUCAAGCGGAGGUAGUACUGCAGACGCCUCCUAAUCUGCAUAAAGAAGCACGAGUAAAUGCCAUGGAAGCAAGAUUUUUAAGUGUCAUUUUUUUCGGGUCUAUUGUACAGUUUUUCCUUUAUAAACAGAUGUUGAGUGCAUCUUGAUUCCUUAUAUACUAUUGGAGAAAAAAAAGCAAAAGUACAAGUUUUUUUUUUUUUUUUUCAUACUGCACUGAUAGAAAUUUCUUAAAAACUCUGCAAUAUCUGUUCAUUUGCUCUUUACUUAUACUACUCAUCAUCUUUAUUUUCUGUGCUAACCCUCCAGUGUGCAUUUCCACUGCUGCUAAUUCCACUACCUGAAAGAAAACAUAUAUACAUAUUCAGGGUUUUUUUUUUUUGGUUUGUUUUUUUGCAAUUUCAGUAACACGACUGUGAAUGAAGAUAAAUUGAAUUUUAAGACUGAUAAAUUCUUAUUUAAAAAAGCCUAGAUAAAUAAAUUGCAAUGGUAUAUAACAACUGUGUUUUAUUUCAGAUCAUAUUUGUUUGAAAGCAAGCACAUGGCCUUCUCAUUUUAUUUCAAUUAGUAUCUACUGUUUGGCCAGAAUUCACAUUCUACUUUUGUGCCUAAGGUGUAUAAAUUGAUAUGGUAAUGUCUGGCAGUUCAAAGAAUGAAAGAGCUGUGUGGUUGCUUUCAGGCGCUCUACAAAGUGUAACUGGCUUUACUUUUAAUAAAGCGGACAGCCAAGUCCACAUUAAAGUCAA
Scomber scombrus (Atlantic mackerel) is the source of this 1581-nucleotide messenger RNA. RefSeq names its product ER membrane protein complex subunit 7b (gene emc7b). Lineage: Eukaryota; Metazoa; Chordata; Actinopteri; Scombriformes; Scombridae. Bases 128 to 853 code for a protein of 241 amino acids. The record is from RefSeq and is a predicted model, not a curated record. Gene Ontology annotation, molecular function: carbohydrate binding. Gene Ontology annotation, cellular component: EMC complex. The transcript is spliced from 5 exons.